Molecule: messenger RNA, 508 nt
Organism: Eruca vesicaria subsp. sativa (arugula)
Lineage: Eukaryota; Viridiplantae; Streptophyta; Magnoliopsida; Brassicales; Brassicaceae
Source: the annotation of a GenBank genome assembly
AACAAACAAACACAAACACACAUACACACGCAUAUAUUUACAUUGAAGAUGAGUUCUAAAGGAGAAGGUUCUAGUUCAACGGCAGAGCGUAAGGUGAAGAAAGAAGCAGCUAGUGUGAUUCCCGUUAAGAGGAAGCUGGUAAAGACUAUGGCCGUCGAAGCCAUUAUCUCUGCCAUUUCUCCCUCCGGUACUAGCCAGCCUACUGGCGACAGCAACGGGAAGGGCAACGGAGGGCGCGUGUACCCCACUCGUCCUUGAUCGGUCCUUUUCUUAGGGGUUGAAGAUGUUUUGCACCGCUAGGAUCUUUUGUGGGUUUGAUAUAUAAUAUGCUGUUGUUCUCCUCGUGUAAGCUUUUGUUAGUUCUGCUUCUUUUGGUAUUUUCUGGUUUAAGUUAAAUGUUUCUAUUGUUCAGUAUCUUGUAGGGGUGACAAACGAAGAUUAUGAUGUCCUUUUUUGUAAAAAAUCAAGUUGUAAUAAUUUUGAGGAGUUUGUAUUUAUGGUAUUAGUC